Messenger RNA from Cetraspora pellucida, 705 nucleotides. The record is from the annotation of a GenBank genome assembly. NCBI's taxonomy places the organism in Eukaryota, Fungi, Glomeromycota, Glomeromycetes, Diversisporales, Gigasporaceae.
AUGGCAUUUAUUGUGCGCUUUGCAAUUGUUAUAUCAGUCUUGAUUUGUCUGCAAACAUGUGUGCUUUGGGGACAAGAACAUGGCGAGCCUAACGAACUUAGAUAUGCUGUUUAUCAUAAGCUUCCUCACCAUUCAAAAUAUUUAAAACGUGGCGAAGUUGUUGUAACAUUAUCCCGCGCUGUCGCAAAGUAUGAUGACACUGGAGAUGUGUUAUCUAUAAAUGAAUUUGAAAAUGCAGAUAAAACGAGCAAUGAUCCAUACUAUCUAAUAAAAUUAGUCGACGAACAAAACCCGAAAAAUGUAAUGGAAUCCUUUACAAAGAUGUGUUUGUUGAAAGCAUCGAAAUUCGAAGAUGAAAUCAUAAUCCAUUUAAAUGGAAACAACGCGUUUCACUUUGAUUAUUACACUUCUAUUGAUCAAUGUAACGGUACAUCUGUUUUGACAUCACAAACGGCAAAUUUUAAAACUAUUAUUCAAAUAAUUAAGCCUGUGAACGGAGCUAGGCCGAAACUAAAUAGAGCAAUGCCUAUAAGAGAAGAUGGGACGGUUGAAAAACCACCAGAAGAAAAAAGCUUUUUACAGAAAUAUUGGUGGUACCUUCUGCCUCUUGUCAUACUGUUACUGACAGGUGGUCAAGCUGAGGAACCCCAACAGCAGCAACAACAACGAGGUGGAGGUCAAGCUGCGCGUCCUGCGCGACAGUGA